UCAACGUGGAAUCAGCUUACGCAAAAAGCCACUUUAAAAACGUUUUAAAGUAUAAGCUUUAUCAACGUUAAAAACAAACCGCUUCUUAAACUUUACAUUUUCAACUUUGCUAUAAUUAUUGCAAUAAUAACAAGCGUUGCAAUAAUAACAAGCUAUAAAUUUUAACGUAUCUUAUCUUCUCAAAAAAACGCGUUUAUUCAACAUUGAAUAAAAGUACGAAAAUAAUCACAGUAAAAACGUCGAAAAGUUUAUGGUUUAUCAACGACAUUAGCUGACAAUUUAGAUUAUUUAGACAUUAGCUACUUUUUAAAGAAUUUAAGCUAUUUAUAAAACAACGCUAAUUCAACGUUACAUAUACCAACGUUGAAAAUGUGGUAAUUAAAAAACGUUGAAAAAGUGUUAUUUGCCAACGUUAAUGAAACGUCGUUUUGACAAUGUUGAGGAAGUGACAUAUUGAAAAUUAUUGUCUCAAAAACUAGCCAUUACAAAAAAUAAUUUGCGUAAUGGAAAGGCAAAGAAAACUUAAUAGAAUGCAUGCAUAUGAUAAUCUAUUAUAAUGGCUUCACAAUUUUGGACUUUAGUUGUUUAUUUUCAAAAAAAAGGUUUGAAGCAGAGGCAGUUGUUCCAGCUUGUUCGGUAAAAGAUGGAUGGUUAUUUUGGCCAACUGGUGUUCAUGCAAUGAAAGCUACCUAUAAUAAUUCUCCAAUCAAUGAUUCCUGCAACAAGCUAAGACUUAAAAGUGUUAAAGUAACUGGAGAUAAAGAAGUAUGUGAAGGAUUGAAUUUCAUGACUGCAGAGGAUUUCAAAGAAGAAUUAAAAUUCUGGUGGAUCAAAGAUUGAGGAAUGAUAUGGUUUUAACUGGUUUCCAUCUUAUGAAAGAAGUACAUAAUAUGAUUUAAAUUGAUGAUUUAAAGUUGCACCUAUUAAAAUUUUGCAUCUCAAUGAUAUCCUGGCUUAUCGAUACGAUAUCCUGUAAGUCCACUAACACACAUAAAUCCUGUAAAUCCACUCACACACAUAAAUCUUAAAAAAGAUAUUUAUAUUUUUAUCUAUAAAUUGUAUAUUUUGUAUAAAUAAAUUGUAUACUUUUUAUAUUUUUCAUUGUAUGUUACUAUUUGUAUUAAAAAUC
Hydra vulgaris (swiftwater hydra) is the source of this 1129-nucleotide messenger RNA. NCBI's taxonomy places the organism in Eukaryota, Metazoa, Cnidaria, Hydrozoa, Anthoathecata, Hydridae. The record is from RefSeq and is a predicted model, not a curated record.